Messenger RNA from Toxoplasma gondii ME49, 3242 nucleotides. RefSeq names its product sortilin, putative. The transcript is spliced from 14 exons. The record is from RefSeq and is a predicted model, not a curated record. Gene Ontology annotation, molecular function: protein binding. NCBI's taxonomy places the organism in Eukaryota, Apicomplexa, Conoidasida, Eucoccidiorida, Sarcocystidae. Gene Ontology annotation, cellular component: Golgi apparatus; membrane. Gene Ontology annotation, biological process: post-Golgi vesicle-mediated transport. Bases 141 to 3242 code for a protein of 1033 amino acids.
CUUGUCGCCGGUCUCUCAGCUGAAGCAGCUGCCUCGAGAAGAGACGCACCAGGAGAGACAGCGAAACUGAGAGAAGAAGGGACAAGCUUCUCGAAUCUAGCGAACGCACAGGCUUCGCGGCGCGCCCAGUCUUCUGGUGUAUGUACACCUCGCGCACACCGCAUGGCGGCCUCCGUCGUUGGCCUUUGUCUCGGUCGUCAGUGAGCGCCGUCGCCAGUCGCGUGUUGUCUCGUUCAGUUGCUUUUCACCGGCGACUCGCCUCGUUCCUGCUCUCGAGGAAGAAGACACCUCUGUGUGCCCUCAGCUCCCGUCCAUCCGGUCUGCAGGCCUCCUCCGGUGUACAGACAGUCACCAUGGCGCACAGCUUCGCACGAGGCCGCCCACCGGCGGCCGGCCGAACACUCGCGGUUUUCCUUGCUUUUCUCGCAGUUCUUUCGCCUUCGCUUCUGCCGGGAUUCUUCAGUGAAGACGCGCAGAAGCGUGAAUCCUCAGUCCUCGUCGCCAACGCUGCGUCCUACGCAAACAAAAAGGUCUCGGUGUCCGAGGUUUCGUUCGACAGUCACAUCGAGGACAUUCAGUGGUGCGGCACCGACCACCGGACGAUUUUGUUGAAAACGCGGCGGGGGCGGCUGUACCGUUCGCAGGACGGAGGCAAGUCCUGGACGGAAAUCACGGAUCUGCUCAAGUCGUCGGAGGCGGCCACCGGCACUGUGGCGGUCGACUCCAUCAUCGUGUCGCCAGUGGACAAGCGCGUCGUGUUGAUUGUGGGGUCCAAGCGAAACCACUUCAUCUCUGAGGACAGCGCCGCGACGUUCCGCCGGCUCAAGUACAAGAACACGAUUCACAACUUCCACUUCCACCCCACGCGGCCCAAGUACGCGAUUCUGUCGACCUGGACGGACGCAUGCUACUCGGGCAGCGGCACCGCGAGCCGCGCGCAGAGCCAGCAAGACUGCAACCACCAGCUCUUCUACACGCGGGACCUGGGUCGCUCCUUCAAACUCGUAGCCGACUACGUCGUCCAGUUCUCCUGGGGAGACAAGAAGCUCGGAAACACCGACCAUAUCUUCUUCACGCAGCACCGCGGAAGAUCCGGAGAUCAGCCCCGAUACGGCGGAUGGUCUAAAAACGUGGAUCUGAUGUACACUCCGGACUUUGGAGCGACCAUCACGCGUCUGGUCUACCGCGGAAACAAGUUCCUUUUGUCGAAUGGAUAUUUCUUCGUUGCGAAAGUGAAAGACGCCGCCAAGCAAACGGUCUCUCUCCUCGUGUCCACGGAUGGAGGCAAGUCAUUCCAGAUGGCCAAGCUGCCGGUUGAAAUAGAGGAGAGGAGUUACACGGUCUUGGAUACGUCUGAAGACGCGAUUAUGUUGCAUGUGAAUCACGGCCACGACAACAAGGGUGACACAGGCAACGUGUACAUUUCGGACGCGAAGGGUGUCCGAUACUCGCUGUCGCUGCCGAACAACAUCCGCACCAGCACCGGAGAGUGCGAGUUCGACAAAGUGCUUUCUCUCGAGGGUGUGUACUUGGCGAACUUCAAGGACUCAGUCGACUCGUCUGCGUCCGUGGACGGGGGACAGCAAGGCGACCUGGAGAAGUUGGAGGAGGAGAUCGAAGAGGAGGCCGAAGGCGUCCAGGUGGACCUCGAGAAGAAGCACAAAAGCGUCGCUACGCGGAGCCGUCAGGAAGAGGUGAUUCGCACAGUGAUCUCCUUCGACAAAGGCGGCGUUUGGUCGUAUCUGAAGGCUCCGAAAGUCGACAGCAGGGGACAGAAGAUCGACUGUCCGCCCGAUCGCUGCUGGCUUCACUUGAAUGGAAUCACGCGCUUCAGCGACUUCGCACCCUUCUACUCAGUCGAGAACGCCGUCGGAAUCAUCAUGGGCACUGGAAACGUCGGCAGCUAUCUCAGGCCUGAAAAAGACGAGGCAAACACUUACCUCUCUCGAGAUGGAGGAGUCUCGUGGAUCGAAGCUCACAAAGGAGCUUUCAUCUACGAAAUGGGUGACCAUGGCGGCUUGUUAGUCAUGGCCGACGACACGAAGAAAACGAAUCAGGUCGUCUUCAGCUGGAACGAGGGACAGAGCUGGUACGACUUCGAGCUGGGUGCGGCGCCGCUUUUCGUCGACAACAUCGUCAUCGAGCCGAAUGCGUCAAGUGUCGAGUUUCUUCUCUACGGCAAGCGAGAGCAAGACUCCGCAGGUGUUCUAUUUCACCUCGACUUCAACGCGCUGAACCAGCAGCAGUGCAAAGGCAUUUGGGCCGCAGACUCCGUCAGCAGCGACUACGAAACGUGGAGUCCUUCGGAUGGCCGCGCCGGUGGCGAGAGAUGCAUUUUGGGGAAGCAUAUCACGUACACCCGGAGAAAGCAAACGAGCGAGUGCUUCAACGGCCGAGACUUUGACCGCCCGAAAGUUUCCAAGGUGUGUCCGUGCACUAUGGAGGACUAUGAGUGCGAGUUUGGCUUCACGAGAGCCAUCGGGUCCACCCAGUGCGUGGCGACCGACGCAGCAGCAGCCGCCGCCGCGACAGCGACUGGCCUCGCGCAGUUCGCCGACGAAUCAGACGCCGCAGCCGCCGCCGCAUGCACCUCCUCGUCUUUCUUCUACACCUCUGCCUAUCGAAAAGUUCCGGGAGAUGUCUGCGAGGGCGGCUGGAUGCCCGAGAAGGUCGCUGUGCCUUGUCCCGCCCAUUCACCCGUCAGUCGAGGAGGAAAGACAGUGUUGCUUCUUCUUCUCUUUAUCGUCGUCGUCAUGGUCGUCAUCAACUAUCUGGCGAAAACUGGAAGACUGAAGAAGUUCUUCCGUAACGCAGGUUUCGACAGCUUUGCAAAUGUCUCUUACGGCCUUGUCGGCGCCUCCGCGGGAGGGCCUGGCGGGUGGCUCGACCAGGAAGCUGGUGAAAGUCGAAGGGGAGAAGAACUUGGAGAAAGAUCAAAAUACGAACCGGAACUGGGCUUCAUCGAAGCCGAACAGGACGAGAACGAAGAAGACGCGCCGACGCUGAUGAACUACGGCAACGCAGCAGGCGGUCAAAGAACUUCCGGCAUGUCUUCGCGGUCGCCGAAACCGACAGAAGAUUUCGAACUCGACGAUUCACGGCCCCUCUUCCCCUCCCAUGUCAGCUCUCGCGAAACUCAAGGAAGCUCCGGUCUUCACCCUCGCUCGACUUCGACAGAAAACGAACCUAUUCCGCGUCUGGCGCCGCCGCGAUUCGACGAGGAUAACGUCGAACUUCUUUGA